UCAUAUUUCACUAUAAAUAAUCAGUAUGGUUUGUUACGUCAAAAACCCAAAUUCAAGUUAAUCCCAAACAGUUUAUGGCAUCCAAAAUUAUGUGCAGAAAUCAACAGUAGACCAAACCAAACCGACAUGUACCCAAAUAACAUCUUUAUAUGGAAGAUAUUUUUGUUGCCAUUCCGCAAAGGGGGAUAAAACACAAUCACCUGCAAUGGAGCAAAUCUUCAUGAUCGAAGUGUUCGUCAAAAGAAUCGUCUUAAAGAUAGAACCACCUGUAAAAGAUGAAUGGGAACUGCAGCAGGAAGAGGAGGAGAGAAAGAGGGAAGCAGAACGGCUUGCUGCUCUAGAAGCACUUCUCAAAGGAAAAAAGGGCAAAAAAGGCAAAAAAGGGGGAGCUAAAAAGGCAAAGGGGAAAAAAGGCAAGAAAGGUAAAAAAGGCAAGGAACCACCCGCACCGAGUGAAGAAGAACUGAAGUAUAUGCAAACAUGCACUAUGCAGAUGAACUGCCUGCCCCUCUUCGAUUUUUACGUUGCACAUGACAACUUCGUAGCGCCACCACCACCCGCUCCUCCUCCAAAAAAAGGCAAAAAAGGUAAAAAAGCGAAACCAAAGAAAAAGAAAGGUAAGAAAGGCAAAGGAAAAGGAGUUUUGCCAGUAAAGCUUCAGUUACCAUCCGAACCAUUGCCACAACCACCUUACUUCGGGGUUGGUAAUUCAGUCAUGUUUUUGUCGAGACCUUCAAAGUUAGCAGAAAUAUUGAAGAAGACCCCAAUCUACGUUACUGUGUGGAACAGAGAUCAAGAGAUGGGCUGUACAGGGUUCUCCAUAGUACAUUGGCACGAAUCAUUUUUCGAAUGCCUUAAAAAAGCCGAAGACUUAAAUCCCGUGAACUAUGAUCAAGCAGAAUAUCGAGAUACAAGUAAACCAGAGAUGGUCACUAAUACUGUAGAAAUGGUUCGACCGUUGCAGUGUGAGGAAGAUUUAAAGGCAUCAGGUGAAAUCGAAUUUUACUUACGACUAACGUGUUUAGGUAAUAGAGUGGUCAGUUCAUUUGUGGCGCUGCCUGAGAUGGAACGCAUACCUGGACGAAAGUACCUCUGUGAUGACUUGCAACUCAAGGAUAUUGAAGUAGUGAGACACUGGGAAGGUACUAUGAUAGAAGAAGUGCCACCAGUAGCUUACUUCUUUAGCGCUCCAGACAUCACUAGAGAACCAAUAAAACCAGUUGAGGAGAUUGUGCAAUAUGAAGAAUUCGUUGCUCCAUUUACUCGAAGUGAGCUGGCGAUCUUAUCCAUGGGCUUUCCAAAGGGACCUUGCGGUGGUACUAACUGUCCGAAGAGAAUGGAGUAUAGAGGCAGUCAGCAUCAAUUUAUUCCAGGAGAAAUGGUGAAAGGGAAGUACCAGCAUGGUCAGUUUGUCAAUAAGCGAGAUGUGCAUGGUCCAUGUGGUCGUCUAGACUGUCCGCUGGCUAAGAAAGUUCGUGCUUACCUUUGUGAUGAGGGCGCUUAUAAAACAUGCAGGAAGCCUUGUAGCAAAGACUACUAUUAGUGAUGAUACGCAUUUACAACCUAAAUUAGUUUCAUAGAUGACAUUAAAAUUUAAUACAGACAAGACAAUAGCAGAUGAAACAACAUAAUCAUAGUAAAUCGUUUGUCCAGAUCCAUAUAUUUUUUGUA
This is a messenger RNA of Spodoptera frugiperda (fall armyworm), 1671 nucleotides long. RefSeq lists its product as uncharacterized. The record is from RefSeq and is a predicted model, not a curated record. The coding region runs from base 206 to 1543 and encodes 445 amino acids. NCBI's taxonomy places the organism in Eukaryota, Metazoa, Arthropoda, Insecta, Lepidoptera, Noctuidae. The transcript has 2 exons.